GGCCCCGCACCGUCCUCCCCGGGGGCUGGCAGGAAGCAGGCUGCCGGGCGUCCGUCCCAUCAGGGUGAAGCGGCCCCUAAGUUCAAUGGCCAGGGCUCCAGUUUCUAACACAUUUUCCGGAGAGGACCGCACUGCCACGCUGCCUAUCGGAGGCCUUAGCUAUGUCCAGGGUUACACCAAAUUCCGUCUGAUCAACAAGACCGUGGGGCGUUGCCUGGACGUCACAGCAGAGAAGUUCCCGGACCGAGAAGCGCUGAUCGUCGUCCAUGAAAACAUCAGAUUGACCUUUGCUCAGCUCAAGGAAGAGGUGGACAAAGCUGCCGCUGGGCUCCUGAGUAUCGGCCUUCGCAAGGGUGACCGGCUGGGCAUGUGGGGACCCAACUCCUAUGCAUGGGUGCUCUUGCAGCUGGCCACCGCCCAGGCGGGCAUCAUUCUGGUAUCUGUGAACCCUGCCUACCAGGCUAUGGAACUGGAGUACGCCCUCAAGAAGGUGGGCUGCAAAGCCCUGGCGUUCCCCAAGCAAUUCAAGACCCAGCAGUACUACAACAUCCUGAAGCACAUCUGUCCGGAACUGGAGAAGGGCCCCCCGGGGUUCUUGAGGAGUCAGAGGCUCCCAGACCUGACCACUGUCAUCUCGGUGGACACCCCUAUGCCAGGGACCCUGCUCCUAGACGAUGUGGUAGCAGCGGGAAGCAAAGAGCAGAAUAUGGCCGAGCUCCGGCACGCCAAGCUGUUCCUGUCCUGCCACGACCCCGUCAACAUCCAGUUCACCUCGGGAACGACAGGAAGCCCCAAGGGGGCCACCCUUUCCCACUACAACAUUGUCAACAAUGCCAACAUCAUAGGGGAGCGCAUGAAACUGCACCUGAAGACACCAGAGGAGUCGAGGGUGAUCCUGCCCACCCCCCUGUACCACUGCCUGGGUUCUGUGGGGGGCACAAUGGUGAGCAUGAUGCACGGUGUCACCCUCAUCCUGUCCUCUCCGAUUUUUGAUGGCAAGAAGGCGCUGGAGGCCGUCAGCAAAGAGAGAGGCUCCUUCCUGUAUGGCACCCCCACAAUGUUCGUGGACAUUCUGAACCAGCCAGACUUCUCCAGUUACGACAUCUCAACCAUGCGUGGAGGUGUGAUCGCUGGGUCCCCUGCACCCCCCGAGGUGAUCCGAGCCAUCAUCAACAAGCUGAACGCGAAGGAGCUGGUGGUGAGUGGCGGCUGGGCCUGGGGCUGUGGGAGGGAGGCAGGGCAGCCUGGGGUGAGAACAGAUGUCGGGGAGUGGGGCUGAGCCAGGCCAGGUCUC
Messenger RNA from Myotis lucifugus (little brown bat), 1294 nucleotides. It is a transcript of the gene ACSF2, whose product is annotated as acyl-CoA synthetase family member 2. Lineage: Eukaryota; Metazoa; Chordata; Mammalia; Chiroptera; Vespertilionidae. The record is from RefSeq and is a predicted model, not a curated record. Gene Ontology annotation, molecular function: medium-chain fatty acid-CoA ligase activity. Gene Ontology annotation, biological process: fatty acid metabolic process. The transcript has 11 exons. Bases 86 to 1279 code for a protein of 397 amino acids.